Molecule: messenger RNA, 1005 nt
Organism: Planococcus citri (citrus mealybug)
Lineage: Eukaryota; Metazoa; Arthropoda; Insecta; Hemiptera; Pseudococcidae
Exons: 3
Coding region: 1-1005 (334 amino acids)
Source: RefSeq, a predicted model, not a curated record
AUGAACAUAAACUUCAACGUGGUCAAUACCAUUUUAACCCGUGAACAUGGAGAAAAAUCCUCAUUUAAAGUACUUGACUGGCGCAUCGAUAAGAUCACCGAAACAACAGGCAACCACUAUACAACUCAGGUAUCACGAUUAAUUAUUCGUUAUCAGCCAUGUGGAGAAGAAAGUUCUGCUCCAAAAGAAAAAAUCUGCUAUGUUAAAGUGCCCACCGAUGGACCUUUUUAUGAAGUGAUUGAAUCAAUGAAUUGUUAUAACAACGAAAUUAUUAUGUACACCAAAGUAUUUUCGCAAAUGUAUACCAUCGAGAAGGAGUGCUUUACACCAAGACUUUACUAUUUCGACGAUAACAUGACGCUGAUGCUGAAAGAUUUAACGCAAUCUGGAUAUAAAUGUGUCGAUAGUGUUCAAAAAUUUGACAUAGAGCAUUGUAUUUACGCCCUAAGAUGUAUGGCUAAAUUUCACGCUUUAUCUGUCAAAUUGGAAAAGACUGUCGGUCUUCCCGAACAGGUUAAAUGCAGUCCCUACUGCAGUGCGCAAGCUGCUAAAAAUCAACAUUUCUUACUUAAGCAACAGAUGCCUCAAUCCAUUGACUCUAUACCUGAAAGUCUUAAGAGAAAGUAUCCCGAUUUGAUUACUUACUUGAAAAAUAUGCCGUUCGAAAAUGUCAUAAACACCCUUAAUCAUUCUUCAACUUCCGAAUUCAACGUUUUAAAUCAUGGAGAUUUUUCCAUUAAUAACAUUAUGUUCAAAUAUGACAAAUAUGGAAUGGUCAGGAAAGUGAAACUGGUCGAUUUACAAACCACUUUCUGGAAUAGUCCAGCUCAAGAUUUAAUGUAUUUUUUUAUCACAAAUGCCAAGGAUUUGACGUACACACCUGGGAAAAUUGAAACGGGUAACCCGUAUAAACAAGAUCACUAUCGAAAAAUUGCAGUCAAGUGGUUGGAACACCUUGCAGAAAAAGGAACUUUGCGUAUUGACGAAGAGCACCAUUCAGAUUAG